CUACUUUAAUAACAACAUGCCCGCAAUUGACAUAACAAGGCCUGAUAUUAUUAACUUUCUUAUUGAAAGCUAUGAUAAGACGGCCAAACUACGUAUGAGAUGGAAUACUCUACAUCAGAAAAAACUGCACGAGGCCGCUUCCUUCCAUAAGGAAGAGAAGGGUUAUCGCGAUGUGGACGUGAUAGAGCAAAGCAUGACGGGUGGUAUGCCCGCUACAUCGAGAGACUUCGUCGCUUCUGGUUAUAACAGGCGACGUAUUCCAAUUCGCGAUGCUACGUUUGUCCCGGGAGUAGCAAAUCUUCGUAAAACUCACACCAUCGAAAGCGUAGGACUUGGCGAUCGGAAAGAAGACCCAAGACUGGCCCGUCCAGACACCGAUACAACUUUUGAUCCUGUUAUGAGACCAGUGGGACCGGAACAACAAAAACUAAUAUACAAGGGUUUGCCUCGUUAUGGUCGCGAAGCAUAUUUGAAAGUACGUAAUAGAAUAACGCCAGAGGAUAAGUACUAUUUCCAGGAAUGCGGCGGAUGGGAGUAUGGUUGGAGACUUAAGGACAGUUACUUCUCACGCCACGCUCCUUCACACGGGCGUGUGUUUCGCAUGACUCACGGUUCCAUCAGCCGCACCGGCCCGCAGCCUGACCCACCACACUACAAGGCCUCUGAUAUCCCCGGCCCAUCUAAGUGCCCGGAAUAACAAUUUAUACGUUAUUUAUUUGUAGAUUACUAUUUAAUACCUUGUUGAUUUACUUACCCAAGUUAUUGCGU
Messenger RNA from Pectinophora gossypiella (pink bollworm), 768 nucleotides. RefSeq lists its product as uncharacterized. The transcript has a single exon. The record is from RefSeq and is a predicted model, not a curated record. Lineage: Eukaryota; Metazoa; Arthropoda; Insecta; Lepidoptera; Gelechiidae. The coding region runs from base 17 to 697 and encodes 226 amino acids.